Molecule: messenger RNA, 3392 nt
Organism: Exophiala dermatitidis NIH/UT8656
Lineage: Eukaryota; Fungi; Ascomycota; Eurotiomycetes; Chaetothyriales; Herpotrichiellaceae
Product: G1/S-specific cyclin CLN3
Exons: 5
Coding region: 1136-2365 (409 amino acids)
Biological process (GO): regulation of cyclin-dependent protein serine/threonine kinase activity; mitotic cell cycle phase transition
Cellular component (GO): cyclin-dependent protein kinase holoenzyme complex; nucleus; cytoplasm
Molecular function (GO): cyclin-dependent protein serine/threonine kinase regulator activity
Source: RefSeq, a predicted model, not a curated record
GCUGCACCGGCAUCGCACCGUAAUAAUGCACUGUUCUGCGCGCUCUGCACUGGCACUGGCACUGGCACUGCACGUCGUCGUCGCCCGUCGCCGCGGCCGCAAAUCCCUAAUAAUCCCCUGCCUGUCAACCCUGCAAGCGUCUGGGCUGGUUGGAGGCCCAAUCACUUGCGCGCAGAGCUGUCAACCUCUCGCACACUCCACUCUCCACUCGUCUCUCAACUCCUGGACACUGCUCAAGUCAAUCGUUCAUCUCGACUUGCAGUGCCAUCUCCUGUCCUUUCUUCUCUCCACUGUCUUCUGCACUCCAGAGGUCUUGACCUCGUUUCUUUUAUCCCUCUCUCCUCCUCCUCCUUCUCGGUCGUAGGACCUUCAGAUACAUCACAACCGAUCUGAGUAUCUUGCAUGUCCUCGACUACUCCUCUCCUUCACCUUCCACUACCAGCUCUCACCUAACCCUCCUGAGCCCUCACCGAGGCACACCUCAGCCUGCCCUGCUCGACAACUCUGUGCACUCUUUUGCAGAACGUUCUGGAUAGCGUCUGCCUUGAGUUAACAGCAGCAGUCCCACGACGUCAAUCUAAUUUCAAGCCAAGAAAAAGAUCUCACGUCGCGGGCAAGCCCUAGCCUCAUCCCAGCACGACAAGAUUAGGAGGUCUGGAAUAGACAACGUGCUCCCGGAAUUCCAAAGGCUCAGUGUGCUGGAGCUGGUAUCAUCUCGUGGUCUUCCUAGGGCUACAUUCCAACCUAGAGCCCCAAGCUCAGUCAGACGGAGGCGUUCAUUCGACCUCUGCUGCUCCCACGCACGAAGUGCCAAUUUGAUUGCCAUUCCAAUCCUUUGCCAGAUGAAGCAGUCGCGGUGAUCCCUGGUAACAAGGAUUGUGUAAUCGUCGUGCCGUCUCCCCCUUUCGUCUUUCCAAUCUAGAAGAACUCUUCUUCACUCCUUGGUUCCUGGCCACCUCCAGUCUUGUGCAAUAUUUGAUUACAUCAAUCACUUCCACUCCUUUUCAAACCCAACAAAUUCACUACUGCGAUUCACGUUUAUCCGUCAUUCAUUCACCCAGUUGCCAACCGUGGGCAGCUUUUUCUUCUACUCGAACUCGCCCUCCAUCCAAGAUUCCUCUACACAACCUGCACCAUGGCCUCUAACAGAAUCCCAUCAUUCGGUUCCAAUGACAGCGGAUACGAUAGUGGCAUCGUAGAAGUCUUCGACGAAGCCCCUUGUCCAGCCAUCAAAAAGGCGGACCAUGAGAAAGAGGUCGCCAGGCACCGACAACAUCUCAUGGCCUCUGAGUUGUCGAGAAGGGAUGCCGAGGAUUACCAAGAUGAUAUGCUCGAGCACAUGCUCAAGAUGGACAUUGAAACGAUGCCCGACGUCGAUGCUAUUGAUAUCCAGACCGAGAUUCAGUGGUUCAUGAGACCAUAUCUGCUUGACUUCCUGGUCGAAGCCCACUCUGCCUUUCAGCUCUUGCCCGAGACUUUGUUCCUUGCCAUCAACCUGCUCGACCGGUACUGCUCAAAGAGAGUCGUCUACAAACGCCACUACCAGCUCGUUGGCUGCGCUGCGCUCCUCAUCGCUGCGAAGUAUGGUGACAAGAAAGAGAAGGUCCCCACAAUCAAGGAGUUGAAGUCCAUGUGCUGCUCACUCUACGAUGACGAUAUGUUCCUGCAGAUGGAGUGGCAUGUUCUCUCGACCCUGGGCUGGGCUAUCGGCCAUCCUACCGUGGAUUCUUUCAUGCGUCUAGCCGUCAAGGACAACGUCUACGACCCUGAAACCGAGAGUUUGACACUGUACAUCCUUGAGAUUGCACUCUACCAUCGGGAGUUUGUUUCUAAGCGGGCAUCGACUCUUGCUCUCUCUGCCCUUGCCCUUGCACGACAUAUUCUGGGUCGGCAACAAUCACGAACGACUGAGUUUGGCUCACGCUACUGCAGCACUACGGUCAUGGAGCUGUUGCAGAAAGUCAAGGAACCAUCCACCAUACUGACCCGCAAAUAUGCCUCGGUGAGACACUCUAGCGUCUCGCGAAUCUUGACCAGCUACAUUGCCCAGAGAGCUGCCAGCGCUCGUGCACCAAUCACCCCCACCUACGACCUCACUCCACCUUGCGUAGCAGUCAAGCCCUCUGGACCAGAGUAUUUCAGAACAUACACCACUCCUCAGAAGCCUCAAUUCCCCGCGAUGGUUCAGCACGGACUGUACACUCCUCCAAUCACGCCUGAGGGAGAGAUGUUUGGAGUCACCCAGAAGACCUUCAACGCCCCAAACCAAUACGUCCCUCCCACUCCAACUCCCAACACGGUGAACAAUCAGUAUUCUGCGCAAUACCCGGUUUCCGUUCAGCAAUGGGCUGGUGAGACCUACUGAGGUGGCUUCCCUGCCCAGGCAGCAGGCCGCUGCCAUGGACAUAAAAUGCCAAAACAUCCCUUGGCAAGUCGAUCCUCGGUCAAGCAUGACCUGCCUGUCCAGUGUCUCACUAGAAAUGCAAGUCAUCAGCUGCGGAAGCCUUUUCAUUGCAUUGCAAGCGUCCCAUUCACUCAACAUUGUGCUAUUUGUCAACAACCAUGAAGACCACUGGUAUUUGCAGCACUCUCAACCCCAUCUGGGCAGGUGAUGUCAAAUCAGGUCGGUUGAAAAUGCCUUCCCUUCUUUUGUGGUUUUGCGGUCGAAUUCCACGGAAGAUGACGCCCAUCUUCGGUGGCUGAUGGGCAAAAUUGAUCUCAAACCGUGCUGGCGGAAUUGUGUGCGGCGGUCCAGCAAAUUUCCUGUAAUAAAUGAUCCAUGGACAGUGGAAAACCGGGCCAGAUGGAAAAAAUGGUAGAACUUGUUCUUCAGGGCCUUUCCGUCGAGAGAGGCCUUCGGCCGAGCGUGCCCUUCUGGGCUUUGUGCAAGGCUCAUCAGCAAGCGGAGCUUUUGCUUUAUGUGCUAACAUGGCUUGCGGCGUGCACAGGAUGGUCAUUCGGCAUUGAGCCUUGUCUUUUAUUAGCUUUUUUCCUUUUCAGUCCCUACCUACAAGGGAAAACAGAAAAGAGAAGAUACCCUGAACAGCGUUUCGUUAAUCAAUCAAUCAAUCAGUCAAUCGCAGAUCCUGCUUUUCUCUCAUCAUUUUGCUGCCUUGACUUCGCUAUUGCUCUACUGUAAAUUUAUCCCGCGGCUCUUCAACAGAUAGCCUGCCGAUCGCAGUUUUGAGAGAGGGCGUGUGCUUAGCCACACAGGCCAAUAAACAUUGCAAUGGCUCACUAUGGCAGAGAGAAGCCCUAUACUCACGAGUAAUUCCGGUUCCCACCAUGUCAAGAGGAGAUGGAACGAUACAACGAGCAAGGAGGAGACCAGACAUACGGGUAUCUAUGUGCAGGUGUGAUGGCUCACCGUGUAUUCCGAGAAAUAGCAAGGA